AUGACUCUGACCACCGUGACCUUCGCCAUGCUUGGUGAUGCCAAGUUGUUUAUCAACUUCCUCACCUUGGCUGAUUCUUCCUUCACCAUGAACAACUCGACCAUGAUGCAAGUGUUGGAUGGGAUUCCCUCCUCCAACUUCACCAUAGACGCCGCAUCUGAAGUCAACUUAAAUGAUGAUGCCCGUUUCUUCUCUGGAAACUCAUACCUUGAUGGUAUGGUCAAUCUCAACGAUAAGGCCAUUAUGAACUCCUACUUGGACACCGUGAUCAACGCCCCCACCUUUGUCGCAGAACAUGCCUCCAUCUCUGGUCGUAACGUCGCCGUCAACUCUUAA
Molecule: messenger RNA, 336 nt
Organism: Acytostelium subglobosum LB1
Lineage: Eukaryota; Evosea; Eumycetozoa; Acytosteliales; Acytosteliaceae
Exons: 1
Coding region: 1-336 (111 amino acids)
Source: RefSeq, a predicted model, not a curated record